AUGCCCUUCUUGCCUGGCAUCUCCUCAUUGAGAGCUUCCUGCUUGAAGGUUCAGAUGCCUUUAAAGGGGCGAAACUUCUUCUUCCCCUUGGCUUUUCAGACUCAGCAGAUUCCCAGCGGCAUCUUCAACAACACUCAAGUCAUCAUUGGUGGCCAGUCCCAAAUUGUGACUAUCAACUGGCAAUGGCGUGUGGCUGUCAUUGAGCAAAGGAACAUCAGCGGGUCCUGGAAAACCAUCUGGAACUACGACACGGGUGUCAUUGCAACCAAAGCCCCACAACAGAACGCCUGCUACAUUUCCAUCAUGAACAGAAGCCAGAUGCCCCUCUUUGAUAACCUGGCCCGCCUGGCAGAAGAGAGCAGGAACAUGAUUGGCCUCUUUGGAAGACAUACCGAGAUCACCUUUGUCACCAGUGGACUGGUCAACAACCUCUACUCCUACGGAAUAGAGAUCAUGGCUAUGUGCAGUGGACUCCCCACCUACAUGGCUACCGAAGUUAACACUUUCCAAGGACCCCAGGUGAAUCUGGGACCAUGCAUGACCCUCGAUGUCCUGAGAGUUGUAGAGCUGAAGUACUGCAAUAGCAACGGCAAUUGGAAUGGCAUCUGGAACAACAAUUGUCAUAUUUCCAUCUCUGGUGUCUCACAAAGCAUAAGCAUCAAUAGCGAAACACAGGAAGCAACUAUGGAGCAAAAUAGCAACGAUUUGUCUUGGAAAACCAUCUGGAACUUCAACAGGGGUAUCAUUGCAACAAAAGUGAUGCCAGAGAGAACAUGCUACAUUUCCACCAUGAACAGGAAUGAGAUGCCUACCUUUGCUGCACUUGUCAGAAUGGCUGCAGAGAGGGGGAACCUGAUCAGUGGUUUUGGAAGACCUACCACGAAGAUCGCCUUUGUCACCGAUGGAUUGGUCAGCAACCUCAUCUCCUAUGGAUCAGAUGUCUUCUCUAUGUGCAGUGGACUCACCACCUACAUGACUUAUGAAGUUCAGGUACCCCAGUACAAUCAACAAUUAUGCCUUGCACUUAACGUCUUGGGACUUGUGGAGCUGGAGUACUGCAAUGGCAAUGGACAGGUUGGAGAAUCUUAUCUUUCUUGA
Molecule: messenger RNA, 1098 nt
Organism: Serinus canaria (Common canary)
Lineage: Eukaryota; Metazoa; Chordata; Aves; Passeriformes; Fringillidae
Exons: 9
Coding region: 1-1098 (365 amino acids)
Biological process (GO): regulation of cell population proliferation
Source: RefSeq, a predicted model, not a curated record